This is a messenger RNA of Morus notabilis, 1269 nucleotides long. Its product is annotated as BTB/POZ domain-containing protein At1g04390-like. Lineage: Eukaryota; Viridiplantae; Streptophyta; Magnoliopsida; Rosales; Moraceae. The record is from RefSeq and is a predicted model, not a curated record. The transcript has 2 exons. Gene Ontology annotation, molecular function: protein binding. The annotation marks the transcript as partial.
CGUGGCCUUUGUGGAUACAAUUCAGAAAUGGAUCACUCAUGACUUGCAAAGGGAAUCAGUGAUAAGGGCUGUUUUGUUGAUGAUUCAUUCUCCCUGCACAUACAUUGCAUCAAAAAUAAGAUUCGUACUGUCUGAAGUAUUGAGACCAAAUAGAGGGCACAUUUUGAAACACUUGCUGUCUACACUAAAAAAUAUACCAUCGAGAAACAAUUUUGAUAGACUACAAAUCAUGAGUUAUGUGAUGGCUUUGGCAUGUUAUAUAGGUUUGCCAGAGUUUCGAGUGCAGGUUCUUGAACUUUCAGGGGUAAGAACUUUAUUUACUCUUUUAACGUGGUGUUUAAGUAAUGGUGUUAAUGAGGGCAGUCUGGGAUCCACGUUAUAUUUGCAUAAUUCGCUCCUUGGGCGUACUUGUUGCCUUGUUUCUUUGGAAGACUGGGAGGGCGAAGACAUUAUCGUGCUUUAUAUUUUGUGGGGCCUAGGUGAGUUGAUCAAGCAUUCUACACCACACAUAAGUAAUAACUUACAUGUAUCUUCUGGUGGGAUGAGGUAUAGUGUACCAGAAUUACUGAACAAUCUUUGGGAGAUUUGCAUUAACACAUCUGCUCCCGGAGUACGGUGGUUUGCUACCUUUGCUCUUAGUGCUCUUGGAUUGUAUGGUUUUCCGAGUAAACUUGGGAACAGGAUUGGCAAAGCACUUAGUGAGGAGGAUCAUAAAGAUAUAAGACUCAUCCUCGCAAAUGGAGACUGUUUGAGUGUUCAUGGUGUUAUUUUGGCCAUUCGAUGUCCAUCAUUGCUGCCUUUUGAAGAGUUCCAUAUUAGUGAAGAAACAAAUGGUUCAUCAGUGCCGAGCUCCAUGGGAAUGGGUGACAGGUUUCAGAAAGAAAUCCGAUUAUCUUCUCAUGUUGAUCACCAGGCAUUGUCAAGGUUGUUGGAUUUUGUGUACUUUGGAUAUCUACAAGCCGAAGAAGAACUCGUGAAGAAAUUGAAAACACUUGCUAAACGUUGUAAUCUUCAGCCUCUUUUGCAAAUGCUUUGCUGCAAAGUUCCAAAGUGGGGCACUCCGUUUCCUAGCUAUGAUCUUUCUCUAGCACUUGGUCCAGUUGGACACCGUUUUUCGGAUGUCAUCAUGGAAGCUAAAGCAAAUGAAACCCUGGUUUGGACGUGUGAUUUUUGCUCUGUGUUGGUGCCACACGUGCAUGUUCACAAAGUUAUAUUGGCGUCAAGUUGUGAUUAUCUGCACGGUUUGUUCUGCUCAGGAAUGAUGGAGAG